CUGCUUGUCGCCCUUCCACUUGCUGGCCACAAACGAGGCAAAUGUAACAAGUCGACCAAGAUCCAUAUACAUGGCACAUCCACUCAGUAAUCCACGGCAGGAGUCUCAGAGCAGGCAACAGUCAGCAGCGGCGAAAUGAGACGGAAAACUCUGGUUGAUUGGCCUACAUUUCUCGAGCAUUUGCCACCUGUCAUGGAGGGUUGGCGAAGCCAUUUGGAUGACGGUCCGCCACACGGCCGCGGAUUCAAGCUCUGGGGCCCAACCAAACCUCGGGAUGUGAUCAGUGUCUGGGACCCGUCGGCCUCGUUUUGAGCUCCAAUCGAUGCCCGUUGCGAGCCAUGACGGUGCAUUGUUUCCGCGUGCAGUAUUGCGCUGCCGCCGACACAUUUUCCACAGAGAUACGUUUCCGGGCCUCGCUACGGCUGUCUCAGCUGCACGGCACUCUUUCGAGGCACAAAUCAUCCAAGACGCCAUCAAGAACAUCCGAUGGACAUCUGAUUUCGGCACCGCGGACUUGCGAUGAGGCGCUAGCCAUGGCAUGCGAUUUGGAAGCGAGCCCUGUGUCACAGGAACCACAUCGGCGUAGUUUGCGCUUAUUAACCUCGCGUCAGAGUGAAAUAUCUUGCUCUAUGUCGUACAACGUCAGUGGCUCUACCUGGGUGGAUCUGGAAAAAUAUCCUAGGAACAACAGCGACAUCGCAUGCAGGACGCCCUACGCUUGGGCAGGUCCCGCAGGCGUAACAGCUCCCGGUUCUCCCGCCGGGAUAGGUGUCGUGUAUAAUCGCACAUCUUCAACGUGAUGCCAACGUCUGCGCUGCGGAUAUAAGACAACGAUGCCCAACAGAAAACAGUAUGCCCUGCCGGCAUCAGGGCACCGUGGAGGCCUACCCAUACUGGUCAACACGUUGAGCAUGCAAGCAAGA
Molecule: messenger RNA, 923 nt
Organism: Microdochium trichocladiopsis
Lineage: Eukaryota; Fungi; Ascomycota; Sordariomycetes; Xylariales; Microdochiaceae
Exons: 1
Coding region: 339-800 (153 amino acids)
Source: RefSeq, a predicted model, not a curated record